GUUAACAUGGCGCGUGCGCUCGCUGUCUCGAGCUGAGUCAAAAACAACAACAACAACAACAACAACAACAACAGCAACAUCAUCAUCAUCACCGAUAACAUCAGCAGCAACAUCAUCAGCUCCACCGGGUUACAUGGCGUUUAACCGACACCGCGCACAGAAACAGCUCGUUAUGUGCUCAUUUACUGCACACUAGUGAAUCUAGGUAUCUUCAACCAAAAGCCCUUUGGGCCUUUUUUAAAACUUGUUCGGAGAGAAUUGGAGUGGCAUGGAGGACCCUAGGAGCCCCAUGAAGCUGGUUAAACAUUCCCGCUCAAAUAGGGGUAGCUCUUCGUCCUCCAAAUCACAUAGGGAGAACCCAAAAGCCCCAAGCCGAAGCAAGGACGCCAUUCCCCGGGUGAAAGAAGAUCUGCAGGGCAGUCAUAGCAGCGGCCGGACCCGCACCGGCAGCCCUCAGGAGCAGGGGAAGGGUAAAGCCCGCAGGUUGACUGGCAGAACCAACUCUGGGGAGAGGGCGAAAGGAAAGACUGAAGCCCGUCAGCAAGCCCUGGACAGCAAAAUUCCAGGCCGAGGCAGCGGGCCGGGCAAGGACGCAGGAUCAACACUGCUGCUCAGCACAUGCCAGGAUACCUCAACGCAGAACAGCACCAUCACAGCUGAAGACAAGACACCUGGUGUGCAGGCAGGAAGACAAAGAGGCGAGCUUGGAGCAGAGGUCACAGAGAUUAUGGAGGUGGGAAACUUGAUCUCUGACCAGCAGUUGGGACUCAAACAGGCUGAGGAGAGACUGCAGAGAGAUUACAUUCACCGGCUGCUCAAGCAAUCUCCUGAGUACCCAAAUUUCCAGUAUAUAUGCAAACUGUGUUCAGUCCAUGUGGAGAACAUCCAGGGUGCACACAAGCACAUUAAAGAGAAACGCCACAAGAAGAACAUCAUGGAAAAGCAGGAAGAGAAUGAGUUGCGAGCGCUGCCUCCUCCCUCUCCUGCCCAGUUGAGGGCGCUAGACUGCGCUGUGCUGGAGGCUGCAAAGUUGCAUGGUAUUUCAGAUGAAGAUUUUCAGCUGAGGCAGGCCGUGGUGUCCCAAAUGGAGGACAUUAUACGUAAACAGCUCUCAGCGUGCUCUUUGCGUCUAUACGGCUCCUGCUUAACCCGCUUCGCCUUCAAAUCGAGUGACAUCAACAUCAAUGUGUCUUAUCCUUCCACUAUGACUCAACCUGAUGUGUUGAUCAAGGUGCUGGAGAUAUUAAAGAACAGCGUGGAGUUUGUUGAGGUUGAGUCUGAUUUUCAUGCCAAAGUUCCUGUUGUUUUCUGCAGAGAUACGGCAAGUGGGUUAAUUUGCAAAGUGAGCGCAGGCAAUGAUGUCGCGUGCCUCACCACCAAUCACCUCGCAGCUUUGGCCAGACUGGAGCCGAGACUGGUGCCUCUGGUGCUCGCCUUCCGUUACUGGGCCAAUCUGUGCCACAUUGACUGUCAGGCGGAGGGAGGAAUCCCGUCUUACUCUCUCUCUUUGAUGGUCAUCUUCUUCCUGCAACAGAGGGAAAAACCUGUCCUGCCUGUUUAUCUAGGACCCUGGAUCGAGGGCUUUGAGGUGAAGCGUGUGGAUGAGUAUCAUCUGACUGGGUUGGAGUCGAGUCUGUUUGUGGGGUGGGAGCACAGACCAGCUCCUCCAGGUGAGGGGCGAGGAGAGGGCAAAGCCAAACCUGAACCCAAAAACCCCACUGAGAAGAGAGAAAAGAAGGACGAACAUGCAAUGGGCAAGGCUCGUUUGACAUUGGAAGAGCCGGAGAGUGCGCCUCUAGGUCAGCUGUGGUUGGAACUCUUGCGGUUCUACACACUAGAGUUUGCCCUUGAAGAACACAUCAUCAGCAUCCGCCUGAAAGAACUGCUGCCGCGAGAACUCAAGAACUGGCCUCGACGCAGACUUGCCAUUGAGGACCCAUUUGCAUUGAAGAGGAAUGUGGCUCGCAGUCUGAACAGUCAGAUGGUGUUUGAGUACAUACAGGAACGUUUCCGUAUGACGUACAAGUACUUUGCCUGUCCUCAGAGCAGAAACGCAGUGAACAGCAGCCGCAGAUUACCGAGAAAGAAGCCCAGACACGUCGCCAGAAUUCGAUCGCAUGCUUGCCACGACACUGCCAAAUUCAACAGCCAGGAGCGCAAGAACAUGGAGAAGAAUGGCGACGAGGAGGAUGGAGAGAGUAGUGAUGAUGAUGAUGAUGAAGAAGAUAAAGAGACAUGUGAUAAAGAGAAGAGCCUGAGAAGAGGUUUCACAGAACUUCUAGUGACUGUAAUGCUGGAUGAUUUGUCGUCCAUUGCCACGUCCCCCUCCUCAUUGAACGGCCUGCUGAUGGACAGUGAGGAAGACGAGGAUUCUUAUGAAGAACUUGAGAUGGAGCAGGAGAGUAUCGCUCCAGAGGACACGCACUAUAUCUUUGACAGGAUGAUCUUCACUGGAGGAAAGCCUCCAACGGUAGUGUGCAGUAUCUGCAAGCGAGAUGGUCACCUUAAAGAUGAAUGUCCUGAAGACUUCAAAAAGAUCGAGCUGAAACCUCUGCCUGCCAUGACUGAACACUUCAGAGAUAUCCUUGAUGGCCUCUGCGUGCUCUGUUACCGUGAGCUGUCGCCAUCUCUUGGAGAGCAGCAGAAGAGGGAACAGAUUUUAGCCAGUUUGGAGCGCUUCAUUAGAAAAGAGUACAAUGAUAAGGCUCAACUCUGUCUGUUUGGCUCUUCUAAGAACGGUUUUGGGUUUCGUGACAGUGACCUGGACAUCUGUAUGACACUGGAGGGUCAUGAGACAGCAGAGAAUCUGAACUGUAAGGAAAUCAUAGAGGGUUUAGCCAAGGUGCUGAAGAAACACACAGGUCUAAGGAAUAUCUUGCCUAUAACAACUGCUAAAGUGCCUAUAGUGAAGUUUGAACACAGGCAGAGCGGACUGGAGGGAGACAUCAGUCUCUACAACACACUGGCCCAACACAACACCCGGAUGUUGGCCACAUAUGCUGCUAUAGACCCUCGUGUGCAGUAUCUGGGCUACACUAUGAAAGUAUUUGCAAAGCGCUGUGACAUUGGCGACGCCUCCAGAGGAAGUCUCUCCUCUUAUGCUUACAUCCUCAUGGUGCUGUAUUUCCUGCAACAGAGACAACCACCUGUCAUCCCUGUAUUACAGGAGAUAUUUGAUGGCAGCACUGUUCCUCGGAGGAUGGUGGAUGGCUGGAAUGCUUUCUUUUUUAAUGAUCUUGAUGAGAUGUGGAGGCGUCUUCCAGAGCUCCAUCAGAAUAAGGAGACAGUUGGAGAGCUGUGGCUCGGCCUGCUGCGUUUUUACACAGAAGAGUUUGAUUUUAAAGAGCAUGUCAUCUCCAUCCGACAACACAAGCGCCUCACCACAUUCGAGAAGCAGUGGACCUCCAAAUGCAUCGCAAUCGAAGAUCCCUUUGACUUGAACCAUAACCUCGGUGCUGGCGUCUCUCGCAAAAUGACUAACUUCAUCAUGAAGGCCUUUAUCAAUGGCAGGAAGCUGUUCGGCACCCCGUUCUACCCUCAGCCUGGAACAGAGGCAGAAUAUUUUUUUGACUCAAAGGUGUUGACAGAUGGUGAGUUGGCUCCUAAUGACCGCUGUUGUCGGAUCUGUGGGAAGAUUGGUCACUAUAUGAAGGAUUGCCCAAAGAGGCGCAGAAUGAAGAAAAAGGAGAACGAGAGAGAGGAAGAGGUUAGAGAAGAGGAGAGAGAGCCGAGAGAGAGACGCUGUUUUCAGUGUGGUGAUAUGGGUCACGUGAGGAGAGACUGUCCUGAUUACAAACACCUGCGGCAGAGAGGAGCGCCUGGACCAGUCCCUCACAUGAUCCGAGCAAUGGCAAGCUCUCAAUCCAUCCCCAUUCCUCAGGGCGCUUCCGUCCAGGAUCGGGUCGGCCGGAACAGACAGACCUCUGAAUGUUCUGAUACACUUCAAACUCCUCCCUACUCUCCUCAGCCGUCGCCGUACAGCCAGACAUCUGUUUCACCGCAGAACAGCAAGCCUUCCUUAACCUCUACCACCACUGGCCUCCCCAAACCUUCCCAACCACAACAACCGCAGGUUCCACAGGUCCAACUUCCCAUCUUCAGCUUCCCACAGUCACACCCAGGCCAGUACCACCAUGCUGGGCUCUCUGCAUUGGGUCUCCUGCCCUCCCACCCCCAGCAACCCGCCCUGACCGCGGGCUCAUGGCCCGUCCACGGCCCCAUCAUCCAGGGCUCUGGGGCUUCCACUAGCUCCACCCACCCCGGCCAGCAUACCUCGACUCCUUGCCUGAAGUUUGCCCUUCGCGGUGGGGGCGGGAAUGGAGGUGGGCAGGCGGUGAGUCCCGCCCCUAUGAAUCUCAAUGACCCCAGCAUCAUUUUCGCACAGCCGUCAACUGGGCGGGUGCCCGGGGGGGUCGGGGGCCCAGGCAGAAACAGGGGUCAUCAAUGGCACAAUCACCAUCUCACUCCAGGUGCACUAAUUGGAAAUGGCACGGUAAACAAGACAGAUCCUGGUUUCGUGUCUCAUCUUGGGAGUGUGAAUCAGGGCUCUCGGUCUUGGGAACACAGCAGUGCUGCCCAGUAUUCAUUGUCUCCAUCCUACAUGCCCUACCGUAUGCCAACUUACCUUCAACAGCCCAAAAAACCCUACAUCUCACAAGGUUCGAUGGUGGCAAAUCAACCCAAUUACCCGCUUAUUCAACACGGUCGGCACGGCAAUCUCAACUACAUUCAACAGAAGAAAUGAAGUGACACUUUACUUUUUAAACCAGUGCCCAACAUGUUUAUAGAAAAGACUAACUUUGCAUCAUUUGGUCGAGACUUUUUAAAAUGAAUUUUAUCAUUUUUGUACUGUUUUUAAUGUCUUAUUUUCCUUUUAUUUCAGUGUAUCAUCACAUAAAAUUGUGAUACAAAAUGUCAAAUAUUUUAAUACCCCUAUUUUUGGAUGGGUCCAAAAAAAAGUGUUUUUAUUUUAUGUGUAAAGUAAGGAUUUAAAAUGUAUUCACUUUACUUUUAUUAGCUGUAUUCCUGUUUUGCUUGCAUGAGAACAAAGGCUUUAGAUAGGAAAAUAAAGCUCAACACCCGAUCAGAUAAUUAUGUAGUGCCAAAAAUCUUCCCAAUAGGAAACCAUGAAAACUGACACAAAAAAAAAAAGAUCAGAAAAAAAAAUAAAGAAAAGACCAAAAAAAUAAAGAAAAGAA
Molecule: messenger RNA, 5198 nt
Organism: Xyrauchen texanus (razorback sucker)
Lineage: Eukaryota; Metazoa; Chordata; Actinopteri; Cypriniformes; Catostomidae
Product: terminal uridylyltransferase 4-like
Exons: 30
Coding region: 269-4744 (1491 amino acids)
Molecular function (GO): zinc ion binding; RNA uridylyltransferase activity; nucleic acid binding
Source: RefSeq, a predicted model, not a curated record